Chenopodium quinoa (quinoa) is the source of this 1778-nucleotide messenger RNA. RefSeq names its product CMP-sialic acid transporter 1-like. Gene Ontology annotation, molecular function: pyrimidine nucleotide-sugar transmembrane transporter activity. Lineage: Eukaryota; Viridiplantae; Streptophyta; Magnoliopsida; Caryophyllales; Amaranthaceae. Gene Ontology annotation, cellular component: Golgi membrane. The record is from RefSeq and is a predicted model, not a curated record. Gene Ontology annotation, biological process: pyrimidine nucleotide-sugar transmembrane transport. The transcript is spliced from 8 exons. Bases 361 to 1365 code for a protein of 334 amino acids.
GUAAUAAAAAUUCCUAAAUCGUGUUGUUGAUGAUUCACUUUCUCCCUUCCUUCGCAUCACAGUUGCUUCACUCCUCGCUUGCUAAUUUACAGUUUUUCGCACUCUUCAGGCUAACAUCACUCAUCACUCCACCCUCAAUCAUACCAAUUUUGCUAUCAAAAUUUACCCUUUUUCUUGGAUCUUCGUCGGAGUUCCGUCUUACAGUCCAGCUCUAAAAAUUCUACUUAUUUUCCGAGUUUCAAUUUCUCUACUACACUACGAUUUCUUCCCAAUGAAGAUCCGCAAAAUUUCAUCUUUUUCCCCCUAAUUUUAGAACCCUAAUUUUCUUUUUCAAAGGGUGAUUAAAAAGGGAAGAUCUCAAUGCAGUGGUACUUCGUAGCUGCUCUUCUCACCAUCCUCACCAGUUCUCAGGGCAUUUUAACUACUUUAUCACAGAGUAAUGGUGGUUACAAGUAUGAUUAUGCAACCGUUCCGUUUCUCGCUGAGGUGUUCAAGCUGGUGGUAUCCAGCAUACUUCUUUGGAGGGAGGUCCGCACUUCACCUUCUUUAAGGAUGACAACUGAUUGGAAAACUGUGCGACUGUUUCCAAUACCAUCUGUUAUAUAUCUGAUUCAUAACAAUGUUCAGUUUGCCACCCUCACAUAUGUGGAUACAUCCACUUACCAGAUCAUGGGCAAUCUCAAGAUUGUUACCACUGGGAUACUGUUUAGGUUAUUUUUAAAGAAAAAGUUGACAAACUUGCAAUGGAUGGCAAUAAUUCUGUUGGCUGUUGGCACAACCACAAGCCAGGUCAAAGGCUGUGGAGCGUCGUCAUGUGACUCACUUCUCUCAGCACCAAUCCAAGGGUAUAUGUUUGGGAUCUUGUCAGCUUGUCUGUCAGCAUUAGCUGGUGUUUAUACUGAGUUCCUCAUGAAGAAAAACAAUGACAGCUUGUAUUGGCAGAAUGUACAACUUUAUACAUUUGGCACUAUCUUCAACUUGGCACGCCUAGUUUUGGAUGAUUUCACAAGUGGUUUUGAAAAGGGGCCAUGGUGGCAACGCCUUUUUGAUGGAUAUAGUAUGGCAACCUGGCUCGUGGUUCUAAACUUAGGGUCUUCUGGGCUACUAGUUUCAUGGAUAAUGAAGUAUGCAGAUAACAUUGUGAAGGUAUAUGCAACUUCAAUGGCAAUGCUACUGACAAUGCUCUUGUCUGCUUACCUGUUCGAAUUUAAGCCAACUUUACAGCUUUUCUUGGGUAUCAUUAUAUGCAUGAUGUCAUUGCACAUGUAUUUCGCUCCUCCAAAUGUGCUUGUGGAGUUACCUGUUAUGGCAAAACCAGAGCAUGCGAAUCUGAAAGAAGUUGCUAUAGAAAGGGUGAAUUCCUGACCUCAUUGGGCCAAAAGAAUAUGCCUUUCUGCAUCUGCACUUUGAAUCAUAGUUUGAGAAGAUAGUGAACAAUUUCCUGAUAAUUCCGGUUUAUGCUCUCCGAGGUGCUGAUUUCCUGAUUAUUCUGGGAAUUGGUGGUGCUGCCUACUUAAGGUUCCGCGGGAGAAAGGACUGGUUGCAAGACCAAGGGAAUAUGUGGUGAGUCAUAUACGAAACUGAACACGACUUUGAAUUAUUUUUUGGAAAGCAAUAUCCUUGUGAAUUGUAAGUAAAUUUUUUAAAUCAUUUUGUAAUUUUGCUUAGUUAUCGUUGAAUAUUAUGUAACCUUUAAAAGGUUAAAUCACCUAUAAGUAUAAUACUUGUAUUAUUUUGUUCACAUAUUCUCUUACUGCAAAUUCUUCAGUCUGGUAAAA